AUGUCACGUGAAGCUGUGACGCAGCAAAAACUUGUCGACAUGCAAGCGGAAGUCAUCCGUUUGGUCGACGAGAAGAAGACCUGGCAGGCGGAGAAGGAACAACUCGAAAAGAAGCUUGAGGAAUCGGAUGAGAAGUUGCGCACUCUUCAGUCGGAGAUGGAGGCCGCGGAGAAGGAGUUCGAGGUUUUCCGCGAGGAAAACACGAAGGAGACCAAGGAGCUGGAAACCCAAUUGAAUCUCUGGAUUGAGAAGUACCAGGUGCUGGACAAGGUGAGCGAUGGUUGCCAGGCGACUAUCAAGAGCCUGAGAGGCCGGACCGACGCCAUGCAGAAGGAGCUGGCCGAGAAGGACGCAACCAUUCAAGAACAUCUCGACUGUCGCGACGAAGCUAUCUGGGAAAAAAGCAACCUUCAAAGGGAGCUCGAAAAUACUUCCCCCACCUUCAAGAUGCUUCGUCAGGAGAACGAAGCUCUCCGCGACGAGUGCAAAAUCCAGAUCAGCAUCGUCGCCGAGCUCGAGAAGAAGUUGACCACUGUCAGUAAUCAAUUCACUGGCGCUAUGACUUCCAUUCAGGUCUUCGGCACUGCUCUCGGAACUAGCCAGGCCAAAGACCAGAAGAAAACAAUCGAUGGCAUCCAACACUAUCAAGCCGCGUACAUCAAUCUCCAGCACGAGAACAAGAAGCUAAUGGAGGAGGUGUUCAAGUUGAAGUUGGAGAAGGAGAAGUCGAUUGCCGACGCUGUGGAGGAGACCAAGGCGAUGAUGAACAAGCAGUUCGAGGAACUCCACGUUCAGGAGGCUCACAAACGCGAAGAGGGCGUAAAGUGUCAGGUGGAGCAGUAUCAUCAGGACAUGAAGAAGGCCUUCCUAGAAUCGCAGAUCGAGAUGGCGAAGUUUUCGCACGAGUUGUCCGUAAGUGUUGAAUUAAAAAAAGGAGAGGGUUAAAAAAAAAGUUACUUUAAACAUCUCAAGUUAUCUGAGUCGCUAAAACGUUUAUGGAAACGAACAUUUUCUGUGAAUCAAAUAAAAUUGAAAGAAAACAACGAUGAAUAUUGCAACAAUUUUUGUUUUCAGAAAUUCGAGAAAGUGAUGGAUGGUAUGGCGGAGCACGAGAACGUGUUGAACGGCCAAUUGUCGAAGCUCAACGAGAACCUCGCGCAAUCAGCCGAGAUGAACCGUCCGGGUGUAAUCGACUGGACCGGCGCGGAUUCUCCAAAAUAUCAAUCUUCGGAGCACGCACCGGACAACGACUACUACGAGGACUACUGCUCGGAUCACUAUCCGGACUACCAGGGCGUGGACCAGGAGUUCCAAUCGGGUUCCAAGAAACAGAAGGGCAACUACGGUUCGGACGAAUACAGUCGCUCGGGGAAGAAAUACAAGGGUGGCCGUCGCUAUGGAGACUACUACAAGCGCGACGCCAAGCCAUCGGACCAGUAA
This is a messenger RNA of Caenorhabditis sp. 36 PRJEB53466, 1440 nucleotides long. The record is from the annotation of a GenBank genome assembly. Lineage: Eukaryota; Metazoa; Nematoda; Chromadorea; Rhabditida; Rhabditidae.